Molecule: messenger RNA, 535 nt
Organism: Pseudomyrmex gracilis
Lineage: Eukaryota; Metazoa; Arthropoda; Insecta; Hymenoptera; Formicidae
Product: neuropeptide-like protein 32
Exons: 3
Coding region: 82-384 (100 amino acids)
Source: RefSeq, a predicted model, not a curated record
CAGUCUUGAAAACACGUGUGAGUGAGUGCGUGGCCGCAUAUAUAAAGCCCGUGGAUUCGAAUUGAAAUCAGUUCCACAGAUAUGCUGCGUCCAUUCCAUUUCAUAUUUCUUUUUGUGGCGCUUGCCAUCCUCGCACUUUCCGCAGUUGCGGAUGAGGAAAAUCAGCCAUUAAAUGCUCAAAGUGAGAUCGAACCACAACCAGAUGCAAAUGGGAAUAAUGAUUUAGAAGCAGAUGCCACGUACUGGGGAUAUAGACGGCCUUGGAGAUAUUACGGAGGUUGGGGAGGAUAUGGUGGCUAUGGCAGAGGCUAUUGGGGAGGUUGGAGAGGAGGAUGGGGUGGCCGCGGAUACUAUGGAAGAGGUUGGGGAGGAUUUUAUGGAUAAACCAUUUUUGCGUUUUUCUUCGCACAUGAUGUUCAAUGUUUUUUUAAAUGCGCGAAAUUCUUUUUUUGGAUUUCAUUAAGAUUGUAAACUUUAUUAGUUUGUUCGUUAACAAUACACGUGUAGGAAAUAAAUGAGAUGUGAAAGAACUUCA